UUGGUGUACGAAGUAGCACUAAUACCUCUUCAUCUCCUUUAGCAGCGAAUUAAGGUGCAUCUAGAUUGAUUUGAUAUAGACCAAUUCGAGAAAGAGGUACAGCACUUUGGUAGUACCUGCGAUCAAAUAAAUUCAUGAUGUUCAUAGAGUUGGUAGUUGUAAUCAUUGGUGCUAUUGUUCUACAUCAUCUCAUAAUCCGAUUUUCAGAAGAUGCCAACUUGCCCCCAGGGCCCAGGCCGUUACCGUUACUGGGUAACCUGUUUGACGUSAUAAGUUCUAUGCCUUAUGUUCACGAGGCGUUGUGUAAGUUACAAAAGGUGUAUGGAGACGUCUUUACGCUCUACCUACAGGGCAAGAGAAUCAUCGUGAUCAGCUCUGCGUCGACCGCACGAGAAGCACUUCUGGCCAGAAAGAACGACUUUGCAGGCAGGCCAUAUGUGUUCGGAGGUGAUUAUGUCACAAGAAAAAGCAAAGAUAUUGUCUUUAGUGAUUACUCUCAGAGGCUGAAACUUAUGCGAAAGGUAGGAGUCAAAGCCAUGCGAGAAUUCCUCCCACAAGCCGAAAGAAAUAUCAAAGUUGAGUUACAGGAUCUGAUAUCACGAAUGAAGGAAAAUGAAACCAGCGAUGUUGACCUUAAAAACGACAUACAACUGUCAGUCAUGAAUGUUGUCUGUGCCUUGAUCUUYGGUCAGCGGUAUGAUAUUAAGGACCCAGAGUUCGUAAACUGUGUGUAUUUUACAGAUACAGCGUGUAAGUUUGCAGAAAGCACUGGGAUCCUGGGCAUGUUUCCUUGGCUGAUCCACUUUCCCAUAAAACCCUCCAACGAAAUUAAAAAAUGCUGCAGAAUCAAAGACGAAAUAYUAAACCGGAAGUACCGACAGCACUUGCAAACCUACAAUGCCAGCGUUACACGUGACAUUACCGACUCCCUAAUAAAGGYCARACUUGAAGAAGAAAAAUCAGACGUUAACAAAACUGACGUCAUUGAUGAGGAUAAUGUGACCAUGACCAUGCAAGAUAUGUUUAUUGCAGGCAACGAGACRAGUACAACAACAAUCCUUUGGGCGUUGGUCCACCUCAUGGCACACCCUGAUGUACAGGCGAAGGCACACGCCCAGAUUGAUGACAUCAUCGGACACGAUCGACUACCCGAACUUAGUGACAGAGAAMGUCUUCCAUUCGUCGAGGCGAUCAUCGCAGAAACAUCGCGGCUGUCAUCCGUUGUGCCGUUAUCAAUUCCUCACAAGACUACGGCGGAUACUAGUCUUAAAAAUUACACCGUACCUCGUGAAACAACAGUUCUGCUGAACUUGUGGGCAAUCCACCACGACCAAAGGGACUGGGAUGAACCUAUGGAAUUCAAACCUGAAAGAUUUCUUGAUGUCGAUGGGAASAUGAAAGAGUUGUCUAAACUCAGCUACUUGCCGUUCAGUACAGGUCUUAGGAGCUGCAUGGGAGAAGCGUUAGCUAAGCAGAUGAUGUUUCUUCUGCUAACGGGGAUGUUACAAGAGUUUGAGUUCGUUAGUCCGACGGGUGCUGCCAUUAAACACAUCAAGGGAAUGGAUGGCAUAGUUAGGAACCCUGAAAACUUUAAAGUAUGCCUUAAAAGAAGAGUUAAACCAGCUUAAAAGAAAACAGUGAAGCUUCAUAGAACAUUGCAAUCCAGUUAUCAUUAGCUUGCUGKUUUAUGAAUAGUUCAGACUUUGUAAACACUGCGCACACAACUACACUUGAUUUAAGGAUGUUCUCAUUUAAAGCAUAGUUAUUAUUCACCAUGACUAAAUCAAACACUCACUCUAAAAGCACACUAAGCAACAAAAUGUCUAAAGCUUCGGCGAUGCUAUUGAUGUAACCCAACGUAAAUCAUUGAUUAUGUGGAGUCAUAGAUUCAUAUUUCGAUCAAUCGCGUACAUCAUGGUCGUGAGCCGGAGGGGAAGUCAUGUCUUCCAUUUAUUGCAGUUUAUUUGACAGUAUYAUUGAGCACUAGCUAUUUCAUUAAACAUAAUGCACUUGUUUCGAAUUUAAACAGAAAAGUAGUCAUAAUUAUUAGACAAACAAGAAUAUUUUCAAUGAAUUCCAGGACCCUCAAAAAAUUCCAUGAUUUUCAGGCCUGGAAAACUAAAAUACAAUAUUCCAUAACUUCUUGGCUCGGCURGGUGUAGGGACCAAAAUUGUGAUUAUUUGGGGUUCAAGGAUCUAAUUUCUAUCCCUAGAAUCAUGGUCACUGGUCAAUGAGUGUGUAUUGGUGAAUCAGUUGCAAAACAAAUGUUUUUCCUAAUUGGAGCAAGUUGAAGCAAGACGACUGUUAAAMUUGUAAUGAUGGCUAMCUUCUUUCAUGCCUACAGACAAGUAUUCGAAGCUGUCUAUCACUGCAUACUCAACAGUUGUCUCGUUUUGAUGUAAAGGCACAGCUACUUUUCAAGAUAUCAUAGGGAACUAUGUGAAGACAAAUGAUUUUUU
Exaiptasia diaphana is the source of this 2460-nucleotide messenger RNA. Its product is annotated as steroid 17-alpha-hydroxylase/17,20 lyase. The coding region runs from base 135 to 1628 and encodes 497 amino acids. Gene Ontology annotation, biological process: hormone biosynthetic process; progesterone metabolic process. Lineage: Eukaryota; Metazoa; Cnidaria; Anthozoa; Actiniaria; Aiptasiidae. Gene Ontology annotation, molecular function: heme binding; iron ion binding; steroid 17-alpha-monooxygenase activity. The record is from RefSeq and is a predicted model, not a curated record. The transcript has 2 exons.